Molecule: messenger RNA, 2394 nt
Organism: Aspergillus novofumigatus IBT 16806
Lineage: Eukaryota; Fungi; Ascomycota; Eurotiomycetes; Eurotiales; Aspergillaceae
Product: ankyrin repeat protein
Exons: 3
Coding region: 492-2309 (605 amino acids)
Molecular function (GO): protein binding
Source: RefSeq, a predicted model, not a curated record
ACAGUACUUUUGCACCGCGGGCGACACUAUCUGGAAGCCGAACAUUGAUUAAUUUGAUUAAUUAAAAGACAAAGCUCAAAGCUUACUGCCAAUCGGUGAUCUUCAUCACGAAGAUGAGAAUAAGAUUUGGGAGUACUUACUGGGGAGGAUAGUGCAGGCAUCAGGCUGUGCUGCCCUUCGAAAGAAGCCCCCUUCAAUUGUUGACUAGAUGGAUGUGUCGUCAGACGAGGGCCUGAAUGAAGAGAAUGAGGCCAUGGAAUUUCUCAUUUAUUGCGGCUGCUCCCUCCCUGAAGUUAUCAGUUAUACUACUUAUUCUUUCCAGUCAUGUUUGUCCUCUGCGGUAUCUCCCUUCUUGUUUCGAGUCGUCUUUUGAGAAGGCACACGCCGCACCGCGUUUGGCAGUUUAGCUACGAGCUUUGGGUCCUUUUCUGAUCGUUGUCCUUCUUUUUCCCUUUUUUUGGAGACUCGAGUCUGUCGACACUUUGCCGGCCAUGACAAGAGAUUGGGAGGAGGUCAAGGACGAUAUCAGACAGCUCUACCUGGAGCAAGAUCUGACCUGUACCGAGGUAAUGUUGGAGAUGCGGAGACGGGGAUUUCACAAGUCAAGACGGUCGUACAAGAACUGUUUCAAGCGUUGGGGCUUUAGAAAGACUAGGAGACGGGCUGGAAACAUUGGUGCAUUGCCACGGGGAUUGCCAAUCGACCAACGGAUGCCGGUUGCUGACGAUGAUACUACGUUAUCACCGCUCAGCGAUCACGCACGUCCGAGGUACUCGCAGGCUAACCACUUCGUCUCCUUCGCACCGAGCACAACCGUGGCAUACCCUACUAGUCCUGGGGCCCAUGCAUCUGGCCAUCCUGAGAUCGGAGAGCCCCUGUCUGUGAUUGACCAGACUUUUGCGAACUUCUUCUUCAACUUACAAGACGAAUGGGGCUACACAAAGCUCCAUCAAGCUGUCAUGAACGAACAAGCAAACGAGGUGAAAGCAUUGCUGAGCCGAGGCGCAGCAAUUAAUGUUCCGGAUCGGAUGGGCAACUUGCCAGUGCAUUACACUGCUGACCAUCAGGACGAGAAGAUUGUCAGAUUCCUACUCGGCUAUCGCAUGGGAAAAAUCGAGCCCAUGGUCAAGCAAGACCUUGCUCGAAUCACGCUUGACCAUCGAAAUGCGGACGGAAAUACCCCUCUGCAUCUGGCCAUUUCAGCAAGAAGCUUAAACCAUGAUCAUGAAAGGAGCAUUGUGACCCGUCUUCUGAAAGCCGGGGCCAAGCCUUAUAUCCCCAACAAUCUUGGUGUGACUCCGAUACAGAAGGCUGUGGAACUCGUUUCACCGACCAUGAGCUGGGAUCAUGGACGCCAUGUUGACAAAAUGCUGACGGCCAAGGCCGCUGAUCUCACAACUGAGAAGAUAACAUCUCUGUUUAAGCUCUUCCUCGCAAAUUCAUACAUUGCUUGGGCUGACGUUAACAGCCACCUCAACGAAUUGUUCAGGAGCUUUCUAGGCAAUGGUGCUGAUCCGGAUGUCACGAUCGGGCCGAACUCUCAGCGUCUACUGACAUACUUCUUGCACUACUGCUAUGAGACUCGCUCUACCUCCCAGAAAUGUGACACCCGGCUUGCAACCUUGAUAUGUAAGAAAUUAGAUGUUGCGAGAGUCAACAGCAUAGGCGAGACAUGUGUCCAUGAGCUCAUUAGGUUCCUGGGUGCUUGGUGCUAUGAUCCUUCAAUCUACGAAUUACUCCAGAUCGUGGUGGAAAGGGGCGCGGAUGUCAAUCACCUCAACAUGGCUCAGCAAUCGCCUCUGAUGCUGCUCUUGAGGAAAAGGCGGCUGGUAGACGACGUCUACACGGUGCUGGCAUUCCUUCUCAGUCGCGGAGCAAAUCCACUGAUCCCCGAUGCGGCCGGGAAUUUUCCCAUAUAUGUGGCCGUUCGAAAAAAUCCCUGGCUGGGAUCCAAGCUUGCAAAAAUGAUCCUCCACGUGGACAAUGGAUUAGACACGAAUUUCCCCUGGCGGUUUACCUGGUGGCAAUCGUGGAUGCAGGCUAUCGCCUCGGAAGAUUGGGACACGUCGGUAGCGAUGCUUCAACAGACUGACUACUCACCACCACCCGACAUCCAGGCCCUACUGUACCGGCUGGCGUUGGCCGUUCUCGCCGAAAAACACCUGCGUCGAGCAAAAGACUGGUAUGAGAACAGUGAGAAAAGUCCUGAGCAGCAGGACCAACACCGGACCACUGUGAGAAAUAUACUCCUGAAGAACCCGUGGCUGGAUAUUGAUACAGACUGGUUCAUAUACCUGCUGAAAUUGUAAGCUUGCAAGUGGAUAAUUCAUUGCUGUUGAUAUAGACGACCUUAGCAUUUUUCAAGUUUUUAUUAGACUCGGUCUGCAAUCUUAC